This is a messenger RNA of Oryctolagus cuniculus (rabbit), 3187 nucleotides long. RefSeq names its product selenoprotein I (gene SELENOI). The record is from RefSeq and is marked validated. Lineage: Eukaryota; Metazoa; Chordata; Mammalia; Lagomorpha; Leporidae. Gene Ontology annotation, molecular function: ethanolaminephosphotransferase activity. Gene Ontology annotation, biological process: phosphatidylethanolamine biosynthetic process. Gene Ontology annotation, cellular component: endoplasmic reticulum membrane; Golgi apparatus.
ACGCGUGCGCGGUGGGCGGAGCGCGGCUCUCCUGCCUUCUUUGCCAGCCCAGUGCUUCCCAGCCUUGGCGGCCGGUGUGGUGCUCGUGUUUCACCGCCUCGUCGCGGAGAGUCGCUGCCGAGUGGGCGCUCGGUUUUCGGGUCGUCAUGGCUGGUUACGAAUACGUGAGCCCGGAGCAGCUGGCUGGCUUUGAUAAGUACAAGUACAGCGCUGUGGAUACCAAUCCUCUCUCUCUGUAUAUCAUGCACCCAUUUUGGAACACUGUAGUAAAGGUAUUUCCUACUUGGCUGGCUCCCAAUCUUAUAACCUUUUCUGGCUUUUUGCUGGUUGUAUUCAAUUUUCUGCUUAUGGCCUACUUUGAUCCCGACUUCUAUGCUUCAGCACCUGGCCACAAGCAUGUGCCUGACUGGGUCUGGAUUGUGGUGGGCAUCCUCAACUUUAUAGCCUACACUCUAGAUGGUGUGGACGGGAAGCAAGCCCGUAGAACCAACUCCAGCACCCCUUUAGGGGAGCUGUUUGACCAUGGCCUGGACAGUUGGUCCUGUGUUUAUUUUGUUGUAACUGUGUACUCCAUCUUUGGACGAGGACCAACUGGUGUCAGUGUUUUUGUUCUUUAUCUCCUGCUAUGGGUGGUUUUAUUUUCUUUCAUCCUGUCCCACUGGGAAAAGUACAACACAGGAAUUCUUUUCCUGCCGUGGGGAUAUGACAUUAGCCAGGUGACAAUUUCUUUUGUCUACAUAGUGACUGCAGUUGUGGGAGUUGAGGCCUGGUAUGAACCUUUCCUGUUUAAUUUCUUAUAUAGAGACCUAUUCACUGCAAUGAUUAUUGGUUGUGCGUUAUGCGUGACUCUUCCAAUGAGUUUAUUAAACUUUUUCAGAAGCUAUAAAAACAACACCUUGAAACACAAUUCUGUAUACGAAGCUAUGGUUCCCUUCUUUUCUCCAUGUUUGCUAUUCAUUUUGUCUACAGCAUGGAUCCUCAGAUCACCUUCAGAUAUUUUAGAGCUACAUCCCAGAAUUUUCUACUUUAUGGUUGGAACAGCCUUUGCUAACAUCACAUGUCAGCUGAUUGUUUGUCAGAUGAGCAGUACCCGUUGCCCAACUUUGAAUUGGUUGCUGGUUCCUCUCUUCGUGGUUGUCAUGGCAGUAAAUUUAGGAGUAGCCUCUUACGUUGAGAGCAUUCUCCUGUAUGCAUUAACAGCUGCCUUCACCCUGGCCCACAUCCAUUAUGGAGUACGAGUGGUAAAGCAACUGAGCAGUCAUUUUCAGAUCUACCCCUUCUCACUGAGGAAACCGAACUCAGAUUGACUAGGAAUGGAAGAAAAGAACAUUGCCCUGUAAUCUACAGAAAGAAGUACUGUCAAUAGAUGCUUGUAAAUACUUCAUCCAUCACCAUUGAACUAAACUGAUCUGCUUGACAGGCGUGGGGUCUCUGUGUGUUUGGUGUUUGGACAGCAGGAAUGAAAUGUGAUCUGAACUUGUGGAAUUGUGGACCUACUAACUCCCAGCUUCUUUUAUUUUAUUUUUUUUUAUAAAACCUUGCAACAUUUUGGUUAAGCAUAACAUGCCUUAGGCCAGCAAAAUGUUCCUACUGAUUUUACCUUUGUGAGUCCAUAAUGUUUUGGUUCAUAGAAAGUUAAAGAUGCUUGGUUUUUAUUUAAAAAAAAAAAAAAACCUACAUUGGCUUAGGAACACUGGUAAUGCUCAGCAAGCCACAGUGAGCUUUCAGAUCUGGUGUUGGGAAUAGGUCUUUGGCUGGGAGCUAUCAAUAGCCCAGAUCUACUGCAGGGCAGAGAAUCAACAAACACUCCCAGCAAAAGAUGCCAAUGAUUACAGAACAGAACAUAGUUGCCAAAUACCGUUUCUCUUUCCAUGGAAAUGCCUUUUGUCCUCACAUGCUAAGAGAGGUUCUCAAGUAUUCUGGUUUCCUUUGUUAUGGAAUAGAUCUUGAUAAAUGGUUUAAUUUUCUUUGCAAGAGAAACAUUCUUUUGAGACUUGGUAGAGAAUGAGUUGUGAUUAUAGCGCAUCCGUGGGCAUAGUUCAUUGUUUACAUGUGACAUUUUUACCCCUCAGCUAUAGGUUGCUGAGAUUUGGUGCCUGUGAGCUGUGAGAGUAGGAACGCCAGUGGCAGGCAUGCAGAUAAUGAACCUGGUAGAGAAAUUUAAAUUGCAGUUAGGAAUCUCUUGAGCCUCACUAGGACCAAAAUGAGUUUUCUAAUUCAAUUUAUUCCUCUGUCCUUGCUUCCUCUUGGUCUCUGUCUCCGUUUUGGGGGUGGGGACACUGUUUUUUAUUUCAUAGAAGAUGAAGCAGAGAGAGUCUCUCUUCCCCAACCUUCCCACUUCUGCACUUGAAGAAGCCUUUUGAUACAGAUGCCUCACUGAGUACGCACUCCCUUUGAUCAUACUGCAGUGAUUUUUGAGGUUUACUGACAACAUAAACAUCCCUUUAACUUAAAUGUGGUUUUAUAAGUCACAUUUUUUUUCAUGAAUGUGGAUUUUUUUUUUUUGACAGUCUUUUAGUUUGGUGGUGGAGAAAUUUACUUGCUGAUUUUCUUUUAUUUUCUACUGAAUGAAGUUUGUGCUUGAAUGAAGAGUGUAUCUUAAACCCUUUUUUUUUGGACAGGUUGCACUUGGAUAAAAUAGGCACCACUGUUGAUAUGUAAUUAAAUUUAUAACCAUUAUUUAUCUAUGAAUGUGACCAUUUGAAAAUUUCAGUAUAGCAUAUUUCUUUGUGAUUCUAGUAUGCUGCUUUGUAAAAAGAUAACAGUUAUUGAUAUUUCAUUUUUAAAAUUCUAAUCAUUGUUGUCCAGGUUAUUAGAGUCAGGGAGCUAGUUCCUAGUUCCAUACUCAAUAGGAAGAUUGUAAAGGCCAAGGUAUAUUUGGUGACUUUCUCUGAGAUAAAAAUGAACACUGGAAAUAGAUGAGAAAUUGAUGAAGGAAAUGUGGAUAGCGACUCCGUGUUUUAAUGAAUUGCUGCAUGCAGUCAGGAAGAACCAGGUGAAGGGAACUGUUUUUUGUAUGCCUGGCUCUGUGUCAUCUAUAAAACUGAUCUGGAUAAAGUGUCAAUUUUGGGGGAAAGAUACUUCAAGAUUUCUAAACUAUAAUCAUUCACUGCUUUGUUGAUCUUCUACACAAGAAUGAGAUUAGUCUGUACUACAAAGAACUGAUAAAUAUUUAUAAGAAGACAAA